Diaporthe citri is the source of this 5154-nucleotide messenger RNA. RefSeq lists its product as uncharacterized. The transcript has 2 exons. Gene Ontology annotation, molecular function: fatty acid synthase activity; phosphopantetheine binding; 3-oxoacyl-[acyl-carrier-protein] synthase activity. Gene Ontology annotation, biological process: fatty acid biosynthetic process; secondary metabolite biosynthetic process. Bases 1 to 5154 code for a protein of 1717 amino acids. NCBI's taxonomy places the organism in Eukaryota, Fungi, Ascomycota, Sordariomycetes, Diaporthales, Diaporthaceae. The record is from RefSeq and is a predicted model, not a curated record.
AUGCCAAUGCUGCCAUCCAACGACCCACCGAGCCCGGCGGCGUCCUCCACGUCGGCCGGCAUAAUCGUGGGAGAGCAGAUUUCCUCUUUACCGUCGUCACCGCCAGACACUGCCUCUGGCCUGGCCCAGGAUUUGAUACACGACCAUGAGGCCAGCUCGAGAAGCAUAGCCAUCAUAGGAAUGGGCUGCCGGGUCCCCGGCGGGAUCAACUCGCCUGCGGCGCUGUGGGACUACCUGAUGGCCAAGGGCGACGCCUCAGGCGAGAUCCCGCCCGCGAGGUGGCAGCCGUACAGGGAAAGGAGCGCGCGAUGCGCGGAGAUCCUGGAGAACACCACGGCCAGGGGCUACUUCCUGGACCGGCUGGAGGACUUUGACGCCUCCUUCUUCGGCGUGGCCCCGCGGGAGGCCGAGCAGAUGGACCCGCAGCAGCGCAUCGCGCUCGAGGUGGCCUGGGAGGCGCUCGAGGACGCGGGGAUCGCGCCGCAGCAGCUGUCGGGCACCGACGCCGCCGUCUACAUGGGGGUCAACUCGGACGACUACGGCAAGCUUGUGCUCGAGGACCUGGAGGGCAUUGGCGCCCACAUGGGGGUCGGGACGGCCUACUGCGGCGUCCCCAGCCGCAUCUCGUACCUCCUGAACCUCAUGGGGCCCAGCGUCGCCGUCGACGCCGCCUGCGCCUCCUCGCUGGUGGCCGUCCACCAGGCACGCCAGGCGUUGCUUGCGGGCGAGACGGAACUGGCCCUCGCCGGUGGGGUCAACGCUCUGGUUGGGCCCGGCCUGACGCGAGUCUUGGACGAAGCUGGGGCUCUCUCCGCCGACGGCAAAUGCCGCUCCUUUGACGACUCUGCGUCUGGGUACGGACGUGGUGAGGGAGCCGGAGUCGUUGUGCUCAAGCGGCUCGACCGGGCAUUGGCCGACGGAGACCGCAUCCACGGCGUGCUGAAAGGGAGUGCCGUGUGCGCCGAUGGCAAGACGGUGGGCAUCAUGGCCCCGAAUGGGGUCGCGCAGCGGCUCGUUGCACGAAAGGCACUCAACGAGGCCAAGACGCCGCCGCAGACCAUCUCCUACAUCGAGGCUCAUGCGACGUCCACGCCCCUGGGCGAUCCCACCGAGACCGAGGCUCUCUCCCAGGUCUACGGGCGAGGCGUGCGGCAGACGGGCUCAGAGCCGUGUCCCGUGGGCUCUCUCAAGCCCAACAUCGGUCACCUGGAGGCUGGGGCCGGCGUCAUGGGCCUGAUCAAGGCUGUCAUGGUACUGCAGCACGGCGUGGUUCCUGGCCAGGUCAACCUGGAGAAGCCGAGCACCAAGAUUGACUGGCUUGAGAGCGGGCUGAAGGUCAGCAGCGAGGUCAUAAAGUUGGCCUGCGGGUCCUCGACUCCGGCGAGGGCUGCCAUUGCAUCGUAUGGCUACAGCGGCACGGUCUCCCAUGCCAUCAUCGAGGCCAGUCCGGCAUGCGUGCCGGGCUCACAACCGCUGGCCACUGAUCCAAUGGCAGAUGAGUCGCCUGUUCUGCUCUUGCUGUCGGCACCCGAGCAACAUCGCUUGCCUCAAGUCGCCGCCUCCCUUGCACGAUGGUUGGAAUCUGGACCCGGAACAGCCGCGCCGCUGCAACAUGUCGCCACAACAUUGGCCAGUCGUCGCGGCCAUCACAAGUUCCGGGCCUCGGUAGCCGCAGGGGACAAGAGAGACGCCAUCCAUGCCCUGGACAGGCUCGCCAAAGGCGCGGCUGAGGACGACCCCUUCAUCACAAACGGGCGAGUCACCCCCGGUGGUACGGGUCAAAGUCAAGUGUGGAUAUUCUCGGGCCACGGCGCGCAGUGGCCGGCCAUGGGAAGAGAGCUGUACGAGACUCAGCCUCGGUUCGCGAGGGUGAUCCGUGAGCUGGAGCCCAUAGCUCAAAAGGAACUGGGCUUCUCCGUCACCGCAGCCCUCCUUUCGGGGAGGACCGACCACACGACAGAUGUGGUCCAGACCAUGACUUUUGCCAUGCAUAUGGGCAUUGCCGCUAUUCUGCUCGACGAGGCAGGCCCACCGUCGGCCAUUGUUGGGCACUCUCUCGGUGAGACAGCCGCAUCGGUUGUCGCCGGCGCGAUCACAUUCCGUGAAGGCUCGUUCAUCGUAUGCAAGAGGGCGCGCCUGUACCGUGAUAUCAUGGGCCGUGGUGCCAUGGCUCUGGUGGCCGUGGGCGCCGAGGAGAUGAGGUCGAGGCUCGGUACGAAGGGGCCCGGACAUGUCGAAGUUGCCAUCGACGCGUCACCAGGCUCCUGCGUGGUGGCCGGCCCCAGCGAGUCUGUGACGGAGCUGUCGAAAGAGCUUGCAAUGAUGGGCGUUCAGGUCCGUGCCGUCCGUUCUGAAGUGCCGUUCCAUUCCAGCAUGCUCCUGGAGCUCGCCGACCCGCUGCGGCGCUGCCUGGACGGUCUCAUCUCUCCCCAGCCGGCAAAGAUCCGCCUCUAUUCGACAUCGGACCCAGACGCGCGCUCAGCCAAUGCCCGAGGCGUCGAGUACUGGAUCAGCAACAUGGUCCGGCCUGUGCUCCUGCGCCAGGCAGUCGAGGACAUUGCUGAGGACGGUCACAGGGAAUUCGUCGAGGUUUCCAGCCAUCCCAUCAUAUCACACUCGGUCCAUGAGACGCUGCACGAGGCGGGCUUCACCGACAGCGUCGUGCUGCCCACCAUGGUGCGGGACAAGCCUGCGAUGAAGCACAUCCUCGCCAGCAUUGGGAGGCUUCACUGCCUUGGCCUUCCUCUGAGAUGCGUCGAGCCGAACGCUCGCCCGUGGCUCCCAGAGACACCGCGGACCAUCUGGUCCCACCGUCCGCACUGGCGAACCGUGACCAAGGCUCCCGCCGGUCCAGCGUCAGCCCAUAUCCCCAGCCAUAAUCACCUUCUGGGGGCGCGUACGACACUGUGGGGCACCGAAAGCGUUGUGUUCCAGACGCAGCUGGACAGGUCGAGCAGGCCAUACCCUGGGAGCCAUCCGCUCCAUGGCUCGGAAGUCGUCCCGGCAGCUGUCCUGAUCAACACCUUCUCUGCCGACUAUCUCGCUUCUGUGGGUGUUCCGGAGAUGGGAUUUCCCUGGAAGGUCACAGAGCACAUGGCAAGCGACGACGAGAUGCUAGCCAGAGUGGAGGUGAACCCAGAGAAUUCUGCCGGUGUCAAAGAUCCUCUGGCAUCUGCCAUGGACGCCGCAACAUCUAUCGCGUCAACACUGUUCUAUCAAGAGCCCCUGUUGCGAAUGCCCACCACCAUCGCCCGCGUUAUCGCCCGCGGCAAUACAGCCGAAUUAUCAGAGGCCUACAUUUACUGUCGAAUCACGAGCAAGUCGUCCUGUGCUGCCGAUAUUCUCGUUUGCUCUCGGGGUGGCGAGGUCAUUGUUGAGCUCCGAGCCAUGGCCUUUGCUGGCAUCGAGAACAAUAACCUCUCCAGGAGGACAACUAACGGCCUGAUACACCAGGUCUCAUGGACCCCGGCAGUCUUAGCAGAAAUGCCGCUGCAGUUUCGUCAUGUAUUGUUCCUCCUGACGGAAACAACGUGGACAGACAUGAAGUCAUUUGAAGAUCAACUCCAAUCUAGGGGGUACACGACGUCCUGGACAACGAACCCGAAGGAUACCGCCGGGCUCGAUGGAGACCACAUAGUCAUACACAUCCCGCAAAUGGCGAGCUCAAAGCUGGAGGUAUUUGACGCUGCCGCCAGAUCUUGCGAGAGCCUGAUCGCGGCCGCACAGAUCAUAAGUGCCUCGCGCGCAAAAGCCAAGCUUGUUUCCUUAACCACCCAAGGGGAUGCAACAUCACUUGCAAGGCUUGUGUCUGGCUCUCUAUACGGGCUGGCUCGCAUCAUGAAGACUGAGCUACCGGAAAUAUGGGGCGGGCUAUUUGACAUUGACAACGGCACUUUCCCAUUGACGGCCAUCAAAUACGUCCGCGGCCAUGACGUUGUCCGUCAAGACGACGAUGUACCUAGGACGGCCCGGUUGCGGCCAUUCACAGAUGCUGCAACAGGGGAGAGCAGGGCGGAGGGGCAUGGCAUGAAAUUCCGACCCGGUGGGACAUACCUAAUCACCGGAGGGCUGGGUGCUCUCGGACUUGAAGUUGCCAGCUGGAUGGUCUCGCGCGGUGCACGGAGGCUACUGCUUGUGUCCCGCCGACAAUUACCUCCGCGCUCCGCCUGGCGCGACACCCACGGCAUCGACUGCGAAAUUCUGAAGAGGAUACUGGAGAUGGAGAUGUUGGGGGCCACAGUCCAUGUCAUCUCUGUGGACAUCAGCGCCCCCGAUGCGGAUACCUCGCUCUCUGAGGCCAUCGAGCGGCUUUCACUGCCGCCAGUGACCGGGAUCGUUCAUGGGGCUGGCAUUCUGAAGGACCAACUUGUCGAGGACAUCACCCAGGACGCGUUCGCCACCGUCCUCGCGCCCAAGAUCACAGGGGCGCUCCACCUGGACAAGCUCUUCCCUCCACGCACGCUCGACUUCUUCGUCCUGUUCUCCUCGUGCGGACAGCUCCUCGGCUUCCCAGGCCAAGCCUCGUACGCGAGCGCCAACUCGUUCCUGGACGCCCUUGCAGACCAUCGCAGGCGGCAGGGUGACAACUCGCAGGCCCUCCUGUGGACCAGCUGGCGCGGCCUGGGCAUGGCCGCCAGCACCGAGUGCGUCAGCGCGGAGCUCGAGGCCCGCGGCAUCUCGGACAUCACGAGGGACGAGGCUUUCAUGGCGUGGGACCGCGCCGCGUCGCUCGACACGAGCCAGGCUGUCGUUCUCAGGGCCCUGCCUCUCGACGACGACGACGAGGACCCGCCGCACCCGAUCCUCCAGGACAUCUCGCCCAGGCGGCCGGCACCCGCCACCAGAGGGGUUUCGGGUCAAAGCACAGCCGGUUCCGGCACCAUGUGUCCCUCGAGGCCGGCCUCGGGGCCUGCCCUGGAGCAGUAUAUCUCCGAGGCGCUCCGCUCCGCCGCCGCUGCCACGCUUGGCACGGGUGACGAGGAUAUCGACGCGUCCUCGGCGCUCUCUGAGUUAGGCAUGGACUCUGUCAUGACCGUUCAGUUUAGGACCAAGGUCCAAAGAAGCCUGAGGGUCCAAAUGGCACCAACGCUGCUGUGGAAGUGCCCAACCCUCGCCCAUCUGGUCAAGCAUUUCAUGAUGGAGCUCGAGGCGUGA